Messenger RNA from Neopelma chrysocephalum (saffron-crested tyrant-manakin), 4758 nucleotides. RefSeq names its product von Willebrand factor A domain containing 3B (gene VWA3B). The transcript is spliced from 28 exons. The coding region runs from base 47 to 3931 and encodes 1294 amino acids. NCBI's taxonomy places the organism in Eukaryota, Metazoa, Chordata, Aves, Passeriformes, Pipridae. The record is from RefSeq and is a predicted model, not a curated record.
GGUUUAAGAAGAAGGCAAAGAGGAGCUGCCAAUCAAGAGAUCUGUCAUGACUGCCAGUACAUCUAAGAGAAGUGCCUGGAGUGACUAUGUCUUUGAUUCAAAGCACAGGCAAGAUCUUGAAGAUUCCCAUGAGGCCCACAAGAAAGAAUCAAAAGAGAAGGAAAGAAGACUGGCAAUCAGUCAGUGGAGCACAGAUGUACAAUCCCUUGUUUCCUCUUCUGAAUGGCUUCAACGUUACGGUCUCAAAAGAAACAAAUUGUCCUUCUCCCAGAUUUUGUCACAGAUUGGAUUGCAGCACAGGAAAGAUUAUGUGACCACCUUGGGGAAACCUGUGGCUUCUCGGUUUGCAGAUGGUCUGUUUCCUCAGUACAAGAGAGCACAAGAUGGCAGUGUCUAUAAUCUGACAGCCAAAAAAGAACUGAUUCUUCAUUUUGUGGAUUGUCUAAUGGGAGCUAUUGAGCUGUAUAAGCAGCGAAUGGAAUGGUUAACCAGUGAGAGCCGGCAGAUAUUUGGAGUGAUUCAAGAACGGUGCAUUGUCAUUGUUUUGGAUUUUGGCACUGCAACUCCAACUGAAUUUGAUCUAUGUCGGGAUGCACUUUCUAUGGUACUUGUGGAACAGGUGAUCCAAAUUGCCAGAUUCAACCUCAUUCGGGCUGCACAGAAUCUUAUGAAGUGGCAACAGAAACCUGCUCCUGUGUCUGACCAUACUGUAAAGGCUGCUGUUAUGUGGCUCUGGAUGCUGGACCAUAUGACAGCUGUCAGCCAUACCAACUCUGCUGAAGCCCUGCUGGAAGCCAUGGGUGAUGAGGCGGUUGAAGCCGUUUAUUACUUUGCUGUGGGUGAUGUUCCAGUGGACACAAAACAGCUACUCCUUGAGAAGGUUUCUGAUGGCCCCUGUCCAAUUAACACUGUGUCUUUCAAUGCUAGGGAAGAUGAAACUAUUAUUUUUCUGAAGGAGCUGAGCCGCUUGGCCUCUGGCAGAUUCCAUGCUUUUGCUGAGAAGAAUGACUAUAGACAAGCUACUGGAGCUGCAUUAAAAUAUGAAGAGGAUGGAAAAGAUCUAAUUGCCCUGAACUCCGGAAAACUGAAAGGGCAAAUGCCACUAGGUAGACAAUAUAAAACACAAGAUUAUACUGAUAUUUUCAUAGCUGGUGUCCGUGAAGAUGUCUUUUUGAUCUGGAAGGAGUUGGAGGAAGCCAGGAAUACAGUGAGACAAGUUCAGCAAAUUUUAUCAGAAUCUGACCAGCCUGCUUCUCAAGAUGCAACCAAAACUGAUCAUCCAUUACAAAAUCAUGUAUAUGACAAAUAUUUGACUUCUGAGAAGUGGUUGCAGAAGUAUGGCUUGAAAGCUCAGAAGCUCACACUGUACGAUGCACUUGCUGAUUGUAUUUUCCGCCAUGUAGAUGGGAUUGUUGACAUAAAAACUAAACCAGAGGAUGAAUCUUCACAAACUGAUGCUGAGACAAAGAGGAAAGUAAUUCAUGCAAGAUACUGUGACAGGUUUGUACAUACCCCCUGGAAAGAUGGAUCUGUAGUUCACAUAUAUGUUAGUACAGAAAAGUAUAAGCAGUACGAAGAGAAAAUGAGGACAGCUCUCAGACAAGUGGAAGGAAGGAUUAAGUGGCUUCAACAAGGAAGCAGAGGGCUCUUUGGUAAUGUAUUUGAAGAUAAUGUCUAUAUUCUCAUUGAUACAUCCCAGUCUAUGAACAACAAGCUGCCACUGGUGAAGGAAAAAAUAUUUCAACUCAUACAGGAACAAUUGAGACACAAGAAGAAAUUUAACUUUGUGAAAUUUAGUGCCCAAGCAGUGGCAUGGCAAGAGAAACUUGCUGAAGUUAAUGAGGAAAAUUUGCAAGAUGCUUGGCUUUGGAUAAAACAGCUUGAGGUUGGAAGUUCCACAAAUACACUCAAAGCUCUCCAGAUUGCUCUUGCUGAUACUGACACUCAGGCUAUUUAUCUCUUGACGGAUGGGAGACCUGACCAGCCCUCCCAAAUAAUUUUUGCUGAAGUCCAUCUUCAUUGUAAAAUUCCCAUCCAUACUGUAUCAUUCAACUGUGAUGAUAUAGAAGCUAAUAAAUUUUUGUAUGAACUAUCUACUAAAACAGAGGGACGGUUUCAUUAUUACAACAUUUAUUUGACUGAUCCUGAUACUCCAGAGUUUAUUCUUAAUAAAGACAUACAUCUUUUGAAACGAGAAAUUGAUCAAGGAGAAAAAGACCUAGAGAAAGUAAAGACCUUUCAUGUCAAAAGCCUGAUGAUGGAUUCUUUUAAUGAAGAAAAUUAUCCAGAGAAUAACAGUAGGCGGUUCUGUGCUUCAGAAGAGCCAGCACGGACACCACACCAGCAAACCUGGCAAAAAACUGCUGACAGUCCAGCCCGAAGAAAGAAAUUAUUAUAUGCAGAGCAAACAAAGAGCAGCCUGCUGCGAAUCCUGAGCCAUGGUGUGAAAUCUAGAGAAGAAAGCCCAGAGGAAAGAACAUCUCCAGAGGAAAAAGGUUUUUCUGUCAAAAAGAGUGUGAAAUGUACAGCUAUUUUGAAAGAUCUGAAAAUGCAGAAUGUGAAAAAGGCAUCUAAAAGCUCUCUAGAUAUCUCUUCAGCUCUUUGGUUAAAGACCCAUGGCUUGGUUGCUAGGCGACUCACCAUCAUGGAUGCCUUAGCUCCUACAGCUGUCCCUCAUGGUACCAAAUACAUCCCAAUUCUGGACAAGCAUGUAGUUUCUAAAGUAUUUGAUGAGAUAUUACCGUUGGCCCAUGUUAGCAAUGACAAGAAGGGGAUCACACUAAUUAAUCCUCAGGCAGUGAAUCUUGUUGCCUAUAAAGAGAGGCUGGAACAAGCAAUUAAAUCCUACAAAAGGCGCCUGAACCUAGUUAUUUGGAGAGCACUAUCUCAGGAGGAAAGAGACAAAUUUAAAGAGGAUGGGCCAGUCCAGUAUAUGCGGCAUAAAGAAGCUUUGCUGGAGGCUUUAGAGAAUUUGGGAUGGCCAAUUUCCUAUGAAGAUGUAAAAUUGCUAGAAGAUGAGAUACUGGCAGCAUUAACAUAUAUGCAACAAGCCUCUGAUCUUCAGGAAGCUGUCAAAAAGGAAACUGAGAAAAGCUCCGAAUCACACAUAAGCAACAAUAAAAAGAGACAUGAAGAAGCAAUUAUGAAGUCAAAGUCUAAGACAGGACAAAAAUGGCAAAUAUUUGUGACUCACAAAAGUCAAAAGGUAAUUGCAAGAUCGGACGUCACAGGAUUUUAUUAUCCAGGAACUGUGAUAAAGAAUGUCAGUUCUACCUGUGCACUUGUUGACUUCAGCAAUGGGGAGAGCUGGGAUGUACCUGUGAAGUUCACUAUACCUGUGGGAGGUGCUAUGCCAUGCCCACAUCUGCAGGUUGGAGACUAUGUGUUUGCCAGAACUGGGACACAGACAGGAAAUGAGUAUUAUGUACCUGCCAUUGUUAUUGCAACACCAGAGAGGGUGGAAACAGAUAACAAACUCUACACAGUACUGAUGUUCAACAACAGGAAGGAACACUGUGUAAGAAGUGAGCUUAUUAAAAUCAGCCAAACAAAGUAUGCCUAUUCCUGUCAGUACAUAAGAAUGGUGCAGAUGGUGGAUUAUGAAAUCCUGGACAGCAAGACCACAAAGCCCUAUCCUCAGUCACCUCUGGAAGAUGAAGGAGGAGAAGAAGCAAAGAAAAGUACUGUGGAAGAAAAGAGGGGGAAAAAGAAAAACAAGAGGAGAGCAGUAGACAAAAGACAUCCCAGGGAGAAGAUGUCAGACUUUGAUGAUCUUAUAUUUGUCUCCAGAAGUGAAGUAAAACAGAGAGGAAGAAAUUCACAGUCUAGUAAUAAAGAAGAAUUUGGAGCAUCUUCAUUCUCCGUUUCAUCACCCUGGUGUUCAUCGAGGUGUCAAACUCUGCAGUCGCCAAGAGCUUCGACGCCCAGUUGACUGAAGUCUCGCUGUUGCUUGUGCAGUCCAUCUGCAGAAAAUUCUCCAGAGCCUGGUAAAAGCAACAUCCGCCAGAUUAUCAGGGUCAACAUGGAGCAGUGAGGAUUGGCAAGCCAGCCUCAGCACCACUGCACAGAGCUCAGGAAGCCACAUUAAGGGUGCGCGAUGAAGGAGCUUGAGAGGAAUGAAUGAGGCUGCAGAUACAAAAGAUUUUUAGCAUCCUUAACUGUGAAAUUCCAUUCCUUGAAUCAAAAAUAAACUUAUUAGUUAAUAAUAAAUUAUGAUUUUUCAGACUUACUUUGGAUGUAUGAAAGAGAAACAGUGUCAGAGGUUCAGCUGUGCUGGUGAAUAGUAUCAAUAUGAGAAAAGAGAACAGAAAAUUUGUCUUUGCCAAAUUACUCUGUGCUUGCAGUAGAACUAUUUGAUUUACUAACUGUAGGUCUUUCUUAUGAAAUACCUUUUCCCACAACUUCUUUUUCACAGCCUCAGUCUGUAAGGCAUCUGGGAAGACCUGCUGCAGGGUGCUUACCCAGUUGUCCACUGUCGCUGACUUUUACAUGUAUCUGUCCUAAAGCUUUUCCACUGAUAGGGACUGUCCUGUGAGAACACAGUUGAGGUGCUUUGCCCUUGAAAACUAACCUCUCAGUAACACAGACGUAGACCAAGGGUUGUUUGUUAUAAAGUGAGUGCUACUCUGGAGGCAGAGGAAUUGCUUCAGUAUUACAGCAUUAUAUAUGAAAGCAGGAAUUGCACCUCAACAUAUUUAGGAGUGUCUCUGCUCUAGAUCCCAAAUAAUUGAUAGGUGACUGAACCCAGUUAAAAAAAAA